This is a messenger RNA of Psilocybe cubensis, 579 nucleotides long. RefSeq lists its product as uncharacterized. NCBI's taxonomy places the organism in Eukaryota, Fungi, Basidiomycota, Agaricomycetes, Agaricales, Agrocybaceae. Gene Ontology annotation, molecular function: fatty acyl-CoA hydrolase activity. Bases 1 to 579 code for a protein of 192 amino acids. The transcript is spliced from 5 exons. The record is from RefSeq and is a predicted model, not a curated record.
AUGGCGACACCCACAUCUCAAAAUGGUGCUAUUGACACAUCCAAAAUCGCCGGCAACGGCUCUGACGAAAUCAAGCAGCUCCUGGGCGACAUUGGAGAAUUUUUCCAUAGCCGACGUGCACCUGGGAUGACCACCUCGGGAUUUGGAGAAGCCAUCCAAAAACGACUUAGACUCACAGAAAUAUCUUUCAACAAGAAAGCAGAGGAGGAAAGAAAAAUGGAGGCGAGGGUGGUGAUGGAAACUGAAGUCCAUGAAGAUAUGCUCAACGGUGGUGGAAACAUCCAUGGAGGUUGCUCAGCAUUUCUAGUUGAUACAUGCUCUUCCCUCGCACUCCUCGCUAUGGUUAAAGAAACUCAAGGAGUUCUUGUUGCCACUGUAUCCCAGUCAUUGAACCUUGUAUACCACUCGCCUGCACAACUAGGAGACACUUUGCGGAUCGUUAAUACCACUCUCACUGUUGGCGCCAGAGCGCAUUCUGUACGGACGGAAAUCUGGAAUGUAACACAUCAUCGACUAGUUGUUUCGGGAACCCAUGUGAAAAUGGUUCCAUCUCUUCCUAAACCCAAAUCCAACCUAUGA